GUAUCUAGCGUCUGUAUUUUCAGGUUCCAUAGUGUGGGUUCGGUGUGUGUGAUGCAUGUGUGUGUUGGGCGUGUGUGAGAGAGUUUGUAGUGUGGUUGUAAACGUUCCCAGCUCGGAUACUGUCACCGCCUUGCACCGCAGGCAGGCGCCGUGUUCCUACAUGCAAGUUACCGUAGCGGCUCCACAAUCGUUGGCCAGCAAUGACCGAAAGCCCCAGCACCAAGCCAGCGAACGGGGACGUGUGUCAGCGUGUGAAGAACGGACUGAAGCCGGAGAGAAACGGCUUGGCGAAGAGCCUCUACCGCUGCCAUGAGAAGAAGUCCAAGCACCACGGCCAGCCCGAGGAGGAGGAGGUCAAUGCAACAUCGCAUCAUGGCGUCCCGUACAGUCGGCCCUUCGUUGAGUCUUACGAGCAGACGCCCAUGCUGCCGGCCGUCUUCACCUACAUGAGCUACGGCAUUCUGACCAUCUUCGGCUACCUGCGAGACUUUCUCCGUUACUGGAAGAUCGAAAGAUGCAACAUCGCCAGGGAGAAGGAGGAACAGAGGGACUUUGUGCCCCUCUACCAGGAUUUCGAGAACUUUUACACCAGAAACAUCUACAUCCGUAUCAGAGACAACUGGAACCGGCCCCUAUGCGGCGUGCCAGGGGCCAAAAUGGACUUGUUGGAGAGGACGUCCCCCGACUACAACUGGACUUUCGUUCGCUCAGGCCGGGUGUUGCAGGAUGUGAUUAACUUGGGCUCCUAUAAUUACCUGGGCUUCGCUGAGAACAAGGGUCCGUGUGCUGACGCUGCAGCCGAGAUCACCAAGAAGUACGGCGUGGGAGUCGCGAGUACCAGACAAGAGCUUGGUAACCUGGACAGACACGAGGAGUUGGAGAAGCUGGUGGCCAGGUUCCUGGGCGUGGAGUCGGCCAUGUCUUUUGGGAUGGGGUUCGCAACCAACUCCAUGAACAUUCCAGCGCUGUCUGGCAAGGGCUGUCUGCUUCUGAGUGAUGAACUGAACCACGCCUCUCUGGUCCUGGGAGCCAGACUCUCCGGGUCCACCAUCAGAGUCUUCAAACACAAUAAUAUGCAGAGCCUGGAGAAACUGCUGAGGGAGGCCAUAGUUCACGGACAGCCCAGGACCCACAGACCAUGGAAGAAGAUUCUCAUUGUUGUAGAGGGCAUUUACAGCAUGGAGGGCAGCAUAGUGCGCCUGCCAGAAAUGAUUGCUCUGAAGAAGCGCUACAAGGCUUACCUUUACCUAGACGAGGCCCACAGCAUCGGGGCCCUGGGGCCUAGAGGCAGAGGCGUGGUCGAUUACUUUGGCCUGGACCCCUGUGAUGUGGACGUCAUGAUGGGAACAUUCACCAAGAGCUUCGGUGCUGCAGGGGGAUACAUCGCGGGGAAAAGGGAGCUUAUUGAGUACCUGCGCUCCCAUUCCCACAGUGCGGUCUACGCAUCCUCCAUGUCUCCACCUGUGGUGGAGCAAAUCAUCACUUCUAUGAAGUGCAUUAUGGGAGAGGAUGGCACAACGAUAGGCUGUGACCGCGUGCAUCAGCUGGCAAAGAACGCAGUCUAUUUCCGCAGGAAUCUUCAGAAGAUGGGCUUCAUCAUCUACGGAAACGAGGACUCGCCUGUUGUACCCAUGAUGCUCUACAUGCCCGCCAAGAUAGCAGCGUUUAGCAGGGAGAUGUUGAAGAGGAACAUCGGGGUGGUGGGGGUGGGCUUCCCCGCUACGCCCAUCAUCGAGUCCCGGGCACGCUUCUGCAUCUCCUCCGCCCACACGAAAGACGUGCUCGACAGGGCGCUGAGUGUCAUCAGUGAGGUGGGAGACCUUGUUAAUCUCAAGUAUUCCCGGCAAAAGAUACAGCCGUCUGUGGCGCGGUCCUUCGACGAUAAUGUGUUCGAGGACAUUGACGACUGAUUCCUCUCCUGAAGCGGCGUGAACCUAACAACCCCGGAACACACGGGACGGGUCGAGAUGGAUGACAAGUCUUCCACGAGGACCGAGGUGUGCACAGGUGCCCCUUGUCACUAGCUUGCCAUAACGUAAAUCAUCCGCAUCAAAUGGGACACUUACAACUAUUGUCUGAUUCUACUUCGCCUUAUGUAAACAUAAAGAACUGAAAAGCAGCGCUUCUGCUUUUUCCUGUGUAGUUUUUGUUACUUCUUUUUUUAUCAUUUUGUGUCCAAUAAUUUGUAGUUAUAUGUCUAUGUCUGCUGUGCUUGUAACAUUGGUCAUGUUUAGGGUUAGGGUUAGCCAUAUGGUUGCGUAUGUGAUGUGGACAAAUGCCAAAUUUGAAAUGGAAAAUGUCAAGUUUCCAUACAAAUGUAUCUAUCUUGAACUUUUUUGGGUAAAAAAGGAUUACUUUUAAACAUCAAUAAUACACUUUUAUCGAGUAUUGUUCAGAUCAGUGGUUAUCAACAGUGGCUUGAAUCAGAACACCCACUGGUUGUUCGUACAGGAACAAGUUACUGACCACAUUUCCUCUUUUUUAAUCAGAUAUCACACAAGGUGGCUACAUUUUUAGGAUAUAUUAACAUUAUACCCAACAUCCACCUGGCAUUAUUUUCAGACUUGUUUAUGUGGCAAUGCUCACUCUACCAGGAAGCUACUAGUUUUGUAAGUAAACACAGGUAGAACUUGUUCACAUUUUUAGGGGACUAGUCUAAGAAGCACUGCUAUUGAUACUUUUUUGCUCUUCAACCUGAUUAAGUACACAUUUUUAACCAAUGCGUUUGACAUUGGCUUGUUACUUAUCUUUCAUUCUAGAGUUGAAUUGCAAGAUCCAUACCACACUUUGGCAAUAUAAGGCGUUGCUCAUUUUAACCCCAAAAAGAAACCGUCUCUGCCUGUAACUCCUCAUGAUACCAUAUUCUGAUUCCGAUUCUUUAUAUUGUGGCAUCUCGUCGGAAUUUCAAACCAAGCAAGGCAUAUUCCCAAUAAAAGUUAGCAAUAUUCACAAAAAAAGUUAGCAAUUAGCAUCCAUAAACUACUGCUUGACAACUUAAUUUGCCUCCGCUGAACCAAGUCUGUUUCAGUGCAACAAUGCCAAAGUGGAAAUGGAGCCAAGUAGUAGUGAGCCUGUAAUUAGCCAUAUUAGCUUAGUGUUGGAUAGUGAAAAACCCUACGCUGCAUAACUCCAACAAUCUGGUACAGCUUCUUAAGUCCAAUGGACUUGGCAUUAACAAAAUCUGUAUUCAUUUCAAAUGCAAGAAGAAAACAAUUUUUUUGUGGAGUGAAGCUCAGCUAAUCCAUCAGUCCGCUUAACAUUUCAUUGCAUCCUUUUCUUUGGUAAUUUAAUUAUCUAUUUCGAUUAUUUUGUUGAAUUGUUUUUAAUUGGGAAUUCAUACUAAUGAUAGUAUUUUGCAAUUUUCAGUGACAACAUUUGAGUUAUAUUAAAAUAACUUAUAUCCUGCUACUUCAAAAAUAGUGGAUAUCAUUUCAAAAGUAAACAAAUAUCUUUAGAAAGAGAGAUUGUAUCAGCUGUCACUGGUUGAACUAUAAAAGCUCUAUUUUAAUAAAAAUACCAGUUUUCUUAAACGCUAACUUUGUAAUCCAUAUUGAUUCUAAUAAGUCAUUGCAACAAAUGGAAUGCGAACAAAUAUCCAUUGAACAUUUAAAGACAAAUAAAACCAGAUUUGCCUGUUCCACAUGGAUUUGGCCCUUUUUUAAAAGACAGAUGUUAUAUAUAGUUCAGUUGGCUUUCAGAUUUGCAUUUUCUAGGUCGGUAUCGGGAUGUGGAAAAAUAUACCCCUAUUAUAAUAUUACUAUUUUUCAACAAUAUAUUAUAGGUCUCAGGUGUAAACAAAACAUGUCUGGAUUUGAGUUGUGUUUGAAUUAAAGAGAUUUUCAUUUCCAUCCUAUCACCUGGGUUCUUAUUAGUAUUAUCAUUGCUCUUUGUAUGAUAACAUUGUCUUGUGUAAGAGAGAAAGCUUUGUUUGUGCGGUGACACAGAUGUCAUUAACAUUUCCAAUCAGUGUUUAACUAAGGAUGUGUGUGAUUGCUUGCAUGGUUUCCCGGUAUUAACGCGCUGCACUUUUACCUUGCUUCUUUUUUUUUUACACCUGUCUUUUGAACUCUGGGUUUAUCUUGGCAUUUUUGCUACCAAACUUUGGAACAACACUUUAAAAACCCACAUGCAUACAUUCACACUUGCAUGUACGCAUACUAAUAAGCAUUGUGUAACCACUCGUUCCUCAUAAUUACACAUGUACAGUAAUAAUCAGUCAUUGAAGCUGCUCUGCACCACAGCCCGUGCUCAACAAUAUACAGUUCAGUAUUCUUAUGAAUGUUGACAUAAAAAAUCUACAUAUUUCCAGAGAAAGUUAAUAUAUCUGUCUGGGCUUAAGGAAGGUUUUCUUUGCCUUCUUCCAUAUCAGUGUUUAUCUUAAUCCUUUUUUUCUUUUCUUACUAGAAAAUACCUAAAUUACAAAUGAUUGUCCAUAAACUUAAAGUUACACAUGUAUGUUGUUGCAGAUUAUCUUAUUUUGUUGAAUUGUUUUAUGUUUGCACACAGGAAAGCCAUGAAAUCAUAUUAAAAGCAGGCAUUUAGACUAUAUUUUGAUAUGAAAGCAGAAUAAUGUAAAGACCCAAGACCUUUGACCUGAUGUCUUAAUAAUGCUUUUCUUAAAGGGACAGUGCAGACCUUUUUGAAAUGGGGUUGUAUGAGGAACUUACCUGAAGUAGGUUGCAGGUAGAUUUUUUUUAAGAUGCUAAAAUAACGUUCUAUUCGGUGCCAAUCCACAGCCGCACAUUGCUCGCUUCUGUGCUUUUCUGUUUCUCUUGAGGCAUGUCAUCUGCUUAAGGUAUUAGAGUGGUGCAGGAAUAAGUCUUCAGGUUCCAUCGUCUCGAAGUCUACGUUGUUUUUACUUGAUUUUGGUUAGAUGCCAGAAUUAAGGUCUGUGGUUAACUCUCAAGACUUUUAAGUUUUGUUUCUAGAACUUAAAAUACGUUAUCAUAUACCCAACUGGUGAAUGUCUGAAGCUUAUAACUCUUAAUAACGGCCGUUGCUAACAGUCGGCUAAAUGAGACUAUUAAACGCAUCACGUCGAACAUUAGCUGCCUUUAGCUUAGCGGUGGUGACAGUCAUGUGACCGUGAUGUUUAUAGCCUAACAUAAGCUUUUUACCUCUAGUGAUUGCAUUGAAACUUCAAAAAUCAUAAAAGUCUAGAGAUUAGUGUGGAGAUUAUUACAAAACGUGUAAAAUAAACUGUUAAUUUGCCUCUUCUUAUUUUCUGCAACGUUCAAAGGAGCCCUUGUGAUGAUAACUUCUAGGUUGGCCUACAAAAAUACAUAAAAAAUACAUCACUGCAUCAUUCUAAAGUACACUAAUUAUGGAUAAGUAAAACAUCCAAUGUAUCCUUUUAAUAAAAAAUAGAGUACUUUUUCAGAACAAUAGGUACUUCAUAAAAAAAUCGUCUCAUGUAAAACAUUCUGUGCCCUUUCUGAAUAACACAGUGUGUUCCUUCACUGAACCAUUUAACGGUUUUGGUCUUAAAAAUGAUGUACAUUUAAAAGGAAAACUUUUCAGCUUUGAUGUAAAAUGGAGAUAAUCCCGGUAUUUUGUACAAAGUUUAUAUUGUUUCAUUGCAAAGGAGCUAAUCAGAAUACUUUGUUUACUAAAGAGAAACCUGGAAAAGAUGGUUAUCACUAUUACUGGCAGCUUGUGUUGAGUGUGCCAUUAAUAGAGGCGAGUUACCACACAUCAGAGAUCAUUAUUUUCUGAUAUAGUGCCUUUUGAAGCAUUUUCUAACAGUUUUGAUUAUAUUAAGUGUCAUAAUGUUGAUUGCUCAUCUUUUACAGUCUUUGAUUUCUUUUUACUACUUUGUCUUCAACAGUAUUUAUAACUAGUGCUGGGUGUGUUCUCUGUCGACUUAUUGCAAUGCAUUUGAUUAUAGAAAAUGCACUAUUUGCCACAUUUUCAGCAAAUUAUUAACAUGUAAAGUGUCACUCAUGUUCAUGAUAUCAAUAGAUCAUUAAUAAACAAUAAAAAAAUGCUUUUGAAUUUC
This is a messenger RNA of Trematomus bernacchii (emerald rockcod), 5998 nucleotides long. RefSeq names its product serine palmitoyltransferase 2-like. Gene Ontology annotation, molecular function: pyridoxal phosphate binding; serine C-palmitoyltransferase activity. Gene Ontology annotation, biological process: sphingosine biosynthetic process; ceramide biosynthetic process. The transcript is spliced from 12 exons. The coding region runs from base 201 to 1910 and encodes 569 amino acids. The record is from RefSeq and is a predicted model, not a curated record. NCBI's taxonomy places the organism in Eukaryota, Metazoa, Chordata, Actinopteri, Perciformes, Nototheniidae. Gene Ontology annotation, cellular component: serine palmitoyltransferase complex.